Messenger RNA from Telopea speciosissima, 865 nucleotides. Its product is annotated as rac-like GTP-binding protein RAC2. The record is from RefSeq and is a predicted model, not a curated record. Gene Ontology annotation, cellular component: cytoplasmic vesicle; cell cortex; plasma membrane. Gene Ontology annotation, biological process: actin filament organization; regulation of cell shape; establishment or maintenance of cell polarity. NCBI's taxonomy places the organism in Eukaryota, Viridiplantae, Streptophyta, Magnoliopsida, Proteales, Proteaceae. Gene Ontology annotation, molecular function: GTP binding; GTPase activity; protein kinase binding. The coding region runs from base 185 to 775 and encodes 196 amino acids. The transcript is spliced from 7 exons.
AAAUUCUCUCUAUCUUUCUGUGUAUCUCAAAGAGAAAGAGAAAGAGAAAGACUGUGUUCAUGGAUGAGAAGAAAAAGAAGGAAAUAAAGCCUUACUAGCUAGCUAAGUGAAAGGUUCUAAGGCCAGGUGCUCAUCAACACAGCUGAGUACAGCAAGAAGAGAAGGAAGAUCGAGGAGUUCGAAAAUGACCACGGCAAGGUUCAUCAAAUGCGUGACCAUCGGCGAUGGAGCUGUCGGAAAGACCUGCAUGCUUAUAUCUUACACUAGUAACACCUUCCCAACGGAUUAUGUUCCCACAGUGUUUGACAAUUUCAGUGCCAAUGUUGUGGUGGAUGGGAGUACAGUGAACCUGGGACUAUGGGAUACUGCAGGGCAAGAAGAUUACAACAGAUUGAGACCUCUAAGUUAUAGAGGUGCUGAUGUGUUUCUAUUGGCAUUCUCUCUUAUCAGCAAAGCCAGCUAUGAGAAUAUCUCCAAGAAGUGGAUCACUGAGCUGAGACAUUAUGCUCCAAAUAUUCCAAUUGUGCUGGUAGGAACCAAGCUUGAUUUACGAGAAAACAAGCAGUAUUUGAUGGAACAUCCUGGAGCAACACCAAUCUCAACUGCCCAGGGUGAGGAACUGAAAAAGAUGAUCGGUGCAGCAGUUUACAUGGAAUGCAGCUCCAAGACUCAGCAGAAUGUGAAAGUGGUGUUUGAUGCUGCAAUCAAGGUUGUUUUGCGGCCUCCAAAACCAAAGAAAAAGCAACGGAAGCGAAGGCAUUGCGUGUUUCUCUAGUCUGAAUUCAUGUUAUAUCUUACAUGAUUUUGUUACUGUUAUGAGUGUUCCUUCCAUUUCUGUCACUCUUAAAGAGGUUAUGCAGAUCAA